GUGGAAAGUGUUCUGUAGAACAAACAUCACCCCUGGGGACACUUCUGAGGAAAGUUAACCACCCGGCAAAAAUAUUAUAUUGAUGUUUUAUUUUUUCACUGUGUUGGGACAAUGAGACACUUCAUAUAAGACAGUAAAGAAGAACACUGGGCUGGAGUGUAAAAUACCAGAAGAAGAAAUUUAGAAAGAAACUUCUCCCAGCUUCUAGACCAUAAGGAAGUUGUUCUGUAUUUCAUCGAGAAAAAAAAUUAAAAAGCAGGCAGAGAACGUUUUCAACAAUGAAUCAAACAGACAACGUGACCUUAUGUGUGGACAUUAAAAUUAAUCCAGUGAGUGAUGUAUUAAUGGCCAUCUGCAUUAUGGUUCUGGUACUGGGCAUCACUUUUCAUUCGCUCACUGCCUGGCCCAUCGUUCAGCAGAUCUGCAGUAAGAACAUUUUGGCGGUCUACCUCUUCGGCCUGUCUGUGUCUGAUAUGCUGUACAUCCUCACCAUGCCGUCCUGGAUCUAUUACUACCACAAUGACCACAAAUGGACACUUGAUCGGGACAUAUGCAAGCUGACUGGUUUCUUCUAUUACUCGAACAUGUACAUCAGCAUUUAUCUGCUGUGCUGCAUCUCCAUAGACCGCUGCCUGAUGGUCACCUUCCCACUAAGAGUCAAAGCCUUUCGUCAUUACAGGAAUGCUUGGCUUAUCUGUGGACUCAUUUACGUCCUGGUCAUGAGCAUACAUUCUGUGAUCUUAAAACUGGACACGUCCCCUGCGCAGCCACAGCAGCAGCCACAGCAGCAGCACUGCUAUGAGACCUAUCCCAUGACGGUGCCUGUAGCUUUGUUAAAUUUUUUGCGAGUAAGUGCUGGUUUCCUGCUGCCACUGCUUAUCCUCACCGUCUGCUAUUGCCAGAUCUUAUGCAAGGUGCAGAAAAGCGUAAGUGUGGACGAGCACAGCAAACGCAAAAUUAAGCUGCUGUCUGUUGGGGUCAUCGCCAUCUUCUCCAUCUGCUUCACUCCCUACCACAUCCUUCUCCUGGCACGGUCAGUCGCCUUCAUGAGGAUGGAGAGCAAGGACUACUGCAAUUUUGAGCAAAAGCUGCACCUCUCCUUCUCCAGCACCUUAGCCUUGUCUAGUCUCAACAGUGUCAUGGAUCCACUGCUCUACGUCCUGGUCAGUAAUGGAAUAAGGGAGGAUAUGAAGAGGUGCUGCUGGAGAAACAGCUAAAUGUCUCAGGAUAUAAAACCAGAUCAAACUUGGAUCAGCUCUGGAAUCAGCAUACAUUAUACGUUUACCCGCAUGGGUUAAACUAUCACCCCCCUUAAGGAUCUGAAAGAUGCGCCCAUACAAAAUGUAAAAUUUGUAUUUUUAAAUUGUAUGUUUAUAUAUAUACAUAUAUCUUGGAUUGGUGUACAUAUUUCCUAUUGGCAUGAAUUAUUUGCAAAAUGGCUGUGCUUCCAUACCACCAACCAUCACUCAUCAUUAGCCUGUAGCCUUGUCUAACAGAGCUACAGGGCCUCAUAGGGGUUUAGUAAUGUUUUGGCUACUGAAACGUGUGAUUAAAUGCUAGCUGAGAACUGUAAUGCAACUCUGUAGUGGAUGAUUUUUCUCCAUGUAAUGGAAAAAGCAAAUGUGUUUAAUUAUGUUAUACAUGAAUAAAAGCAUGGUUCUAUGGGUGACUAAUAAAAUAAUAUGACACAGGU
Molecule: messenger RNA, 1693 nt
Organism: Astyanax mexicanus (Mexican tetra)
Lineage: Eukaryota; Metazoa; Chordata; Actinopteri; Characiformes; Acestrorhamphidae
Gene: gpr184
Product: G protein-coupled receptor 184
Exons: 2
Coding region: 279-1217 (312 amino acids)
Biological process (GO): negative regulation of G2/M transition of mitotic cell cycle; G1/S transition of mitotic cell cycle; G protein-coupled receptor signaling pathway
Cellular component (GO): membrane
Molecular function (GO): G protein-coupled receptor activity
Source: RefSeq, a predicted model, not a curated record